UUUCUAUUCCUUUGUAGUUAUUAUUGUGUUCUGAUCUGAACAGAAGCAAAGUCGUGGCUAUCUUCUUGUGUAGAUUUGCCCGAGGAGAGUGUCGUUCUAUUUGGGGGCUGGGGAAAGGGCAGUUGUAGCAAAGUCGGGAGGUUGUAGGGUGAACGCUCUGAUCGGAUGUGGUUCGGUAUAGUAAAGAAAGGGCCAGGAGCGGGGAGGGGGAUAAAACGAUACUGACAAAGAGAGCCGGUGGCGGAUGGCUGUUGUUGACUAGUAAAAAUGCAAAUCGGAUCGGUAAGUGUAUCUAGCGAGGCGAUUGCAGCAUAUAAUGUGUAUAAAUUGCGUGUGUGGUGUGCGUGUAUAUCAAAACAGAGGCUCUUUCCAGAGACAGACCUGCUAGGCGACACAAAAGGAAGGUGCUCGGAUCGGUUGGCGACGGCGAAUGGCUAUCUCGAAAGAGCAAACAGGCAACGCAGGACGGGACAACACGAAUGCACGCACACCUCGCGGAAUGGAGGGCCUACGAAAGACUGGCAAAGGAAAAGAGAGGCCUCGAUAGCGGGUCACCAGCCUUCGGACAACCGUGUUUCCCACCGCCACCAGCAGCGUUCGGCGCCAGCCAUCAACACCAUCCCCGUCAUCAACAACAACACCGCCGCAGCACCCGCGGCUGCGUGGGCGGGCCCGCCACCGCCGUCCCCUCGUUUCUUCUUCCUCUGCCGCGUCCCGGCGUGCGCGCCGGCCUGUGGUGACGUAACUCAGGGCAGCGGGGCGAGGGGCCACGGCGGUCUAGACCGCCUGAGCGGGGCCACCCUUGCCGAUUGGCCACUCCAGUAGGUGGGUGGGGUGUGCAGAGCGCGGACCAAGAGAGGGAGAACGCCACCGAUAGAGCCAGAGAUAGAAGCAAAGGUGCAGACACGUCGCGGGGGAGGCAGAGGGAAAAGGGGAAAGG
Molecule: messenger RNA, 940 nt
Organism: Pichia membranifaciens NRRL Y-2026
Lineage: Eukaryota; Fungi; Ascomycota; Pichiomycetes; Pichiales; Pichiaceae
Exons: 1
Coding region: 268-825 (185 amino acids)
Source: RefSeq, a predicted model, not a curated record